Messenger RNA from Limulus polyphemus (Atlantic horseshoe crab), 1216 nucleotides. Its product is annotated as AH receptor-interacting protein-like. Gene Ontology annotation, molecular function: protein binding. Lineage: Eukaryota; Metazoa; Arthropoda; Merostomata; Xiphosura; Limulidae. The transcript has 4 exons. The coding region runs from base 1 to 594 and encodes 197 amino acids. The record is from RefSeq and is a predicted model, not a curated record.
AUGGAGAAUACUCAUCGAUUGGGACCUGAAACAAAGCUAAGUUUCUGUAUUUCAGAGUUAUUGCAGUUAGAAGCCCCAGGAGAUUACGACAAAGAAUCGUGGGCAAUGGAGCCAGAAGAAAAACUUGCAUCAGUCCCAAAGCUUCGAGAAGAAGGUAAUGUCCUGUAUAGAACUAAGGAAUACAAGAGAGCAGCUGACAAGUAUGCCGAAGCUCUGAAUCGUCUUGAGCAACUUCUGCUUAGGGAGAAGCCUGGGGAUGAAGAGUGGAAUCAGCUUGAUUACAUGAAAAUUCCAUUGCUACUAAAUUAUUCUCAGUGUAAGCUUUUGGAAAAAGAUUACUAUGCUGUGAUAGAACAUACAACAUCUGUAUUACAGAAGGAGCCAAACAAUGUCAAGGCACUUUUUCGUCGAGCUAAAGCUCAUGUUGGAGCAUGGAAUCCUGUUGAAGCUCAUGAAGACUUCUGCAGAAUAAUGGAACUAGACCCUAGUCUGGAAAACACAGUAAGACGUGAGCUUCAGUUAUUAGAGAAGGAAGAGAAAAAAAAGAAUCUUGAAGAUAAAGAAAUGUUAAAAGGAAAAAUCUUUAACAUGUAAAUAUUAACUUAUUAACCCUUUCUGGACUGGAGGAGUGCUAUUGGUAUCCCCUUUUCUUCCCUUCUCACAAUGGAAAUAGUUAACCAAAUUGUCUGAAUCUUAAAGCAAAUUUACUAAAUUGUAUCUUGUUUUUGCUUCAAAACAUCAUGUGAUUUGAUGUAGUUUUUCUGUUACUCUUUUUACAUGUGAAAUUUCUAAAACCUCAUUAUGAGACACUUUUUAGAAGGAAAACACAUUCAACAUAUUCUUUUGUUUUCUUCUUAGAACUUUUGUUUAAUGUUGAUCAGAAGGUUCCAGCUAGUUUCAAUUUGAUUUAUAAUCAUUGGUGUAUUUGUUCUGAUAUUUUAUUUUACUGACUGUAUUAGUCAUUACUUCAAGCUAAGAAUAAUGUCAGGUGAGUGUUGAAUGUAAUAACUAAAAAAUUUAAUGGAGUUUGUGAAUUUUAAUUGUUGUAUCUUAAAAUUUAAGUUUUACUUGGGAAAUUUUUUGUGCUUCCUGUUGGUGAUUGCUUGAGUUUUAAUAGGAUUAAGUGCUACAUGCCAUCUGUUAAGGCCCAGCAUGGCCAGGUGGUUAGGGCGCUCGACUCUCAAUCUGAGGGUCGCGGGUUUGAAUCCCUAUCACA